AUGGCGAAGGAAAAGAGGCAUGACCCACAAGAUGGGAACAAGGGUACGCUCGAUUUCAUGCCCCUUUUCGCCAAGGAGUUGCUCGCCGGCGGCCUCGCCGGUGGCUUCGCCAAGACCGUCGUCGCUCCUCUCGAGCGUGUGAAGAUUCUCUUUCAGACGCGGAGGACUGAGUUUCAGAGCACAGGACUGAUAGGAUCAGCUGUCAGAAUUGCCAAAACGGAAGGCCUUCUGGGUUUUUACAAAGGAAAUGGAGCGAGUGUUGCAAGGAUUAUUCCUUACGCUGCUAUUCACUAUAUGUCUUACGAGGAAUACCGCAGAUGGAUUGGAAAAACUUUUCCUGAUGUUUGGAAAGGUCCUACCCUUGACCUUGUGGCAGGGUCACUCUCUGGAGGGACAGCUGUACUUUUUACUUAUCCACUUGAUUUGACUCGAACCAAGUUAGCUUAUCAGAUUGUUAGUCCAACAAAGUCGAGUGCUUUGGGGAUGGUUAAUAAUGAACAAGCUUACAGAGGGAUCAUUGAUUGUCUUACAAGGACUUAUAGAGAGGGUGGCACUAGGGGUCUCUAUCGUGGAGUGGCUCCAACUCUCGUUGGAAUAUUCCCAUACGCGGGUUUGAAAUUCUACUUCUAUGAGGAAAUGAAGCGGCAUGUCCCUGAGGAGUACAAUAAAAGCAUCAUGGCCAAACUCACGUGUGGAUCUGUAGCAGGGUUAUUGGGUCAGACCUUCACAUAUCCUCUUGAAGUUGUUAGGAGGCAAAUGCAGGUUCAAAAACUCCAGCCAUCUGAUAAUGCCGAAUUGAAGGGGACUCUGAAAUCUAUUGUUUUGAUUGCCCAAAAGCAAGGCUGGAAGCAGCUGUUUUCAGGGCUGAGCAUCAAUUACAUAAAGGUUGUUCCAUCUGCGGCCAUCAGCUUUACAGUUUAUGAUACUAUUAAAUUAUACCUGAGAGUUCCAUCAAGAGAAAAAGCUGCAGUUGAAAAUUGA
This is a messenger RNA of Sphenostylis stenocarpa, 981 nucleotides long. NCBI's taxonomy places the organism in Eukaryota, Viridiplantae, Streptophyta, Magnoliopsida, Fabales, Fabaceae. The record is from the annotation of a GenBank genome assembly.